UGGGAUUGUGGAGUGAGACAGAAAUGUGUGUCUCCUCCCACAGCUGCCACCUGGGUGGGCUUCAGGUGGGCCUUACCCUCAUCUGUGGGCAGGCAGGAAGUGGUGGGAAGGGUGUUGGCUCCUGGUACCAGCUGGUGUUGUGUGAGGGGCUGCCCUCCUGUGUGCAGGGCAGGCCUGGCUGCAGGUAAAGGGUGUUCAGCUGUUAGAUCUGCAGGUCUGUGGUGUCAAAAAUGCAUCUUUAACAGCUUAUAAGGGUGGGCUGCUGCACGCCUGCGUUGCUGUGGAGGUUUGUAAAGUGUGAGAGAGCUCCUGGCUCUUAAGGCCCAGCAGGUGCUGUGGAUGAGGACUGGAGGCAUUUUGUGGCAUAAGAAGGGGCUGGGGAGCCUCUUCCUAGGGCUGAUGAUGCACUGGGUCUGUGUUUUGAACCCUGUGCCUUGGGUCAGUGAUGCGCCAGGCCUGCAUUCAAGCUGCAGCAGGAGGCAGCGGCUUGGUUUAAGAGCAAGCUGGAUCUAAAUGUCUUUUAUUGCUGCACUGAGCGUUGUGCAUAAAGUGUGCAAAGCUGUAAGGUGGCACCAGGAAGGCACUGCGAGGUGCGUGCCAGCCAAAUGCAUCUGGUUGAGUGCAUGAGGAGCAGGACACUGGCAGUGCCAAGCGGUGCGUGCCAGUUUCCCUUGAGCCAUGCUUUGGCUCUGGCUCUCCUGUUGUUGCAUCACUCUCCCUCGGAAGCAGAGAGCUGCUGGGGUCUCAAAGCUAAUGUUUUGUGGUGGAGAGGUGUCAAAAUUCAUCCCGUUUUUGGCAGCGUUGGCUGUUCAGGGAGAGGCUGCGGAACUGCUGGUCCUGCUGGAUGGACAGGGGAGUUUGUUGAGGAGUUGUGCGAUGGCUCAGCUGCCGACCACAGCUGUGGGUACAACAAGGGAAGGGAGAAUUGCGGUGAUGAUUUGCAUUUCAGGGCUGGAGUCUGUUAAGCGGCUAUUUUUAGCAAACUUAUUUCCUACAACCCAUUUGAGCAUCUAAUAUUUGUGGCUGUCCAGCAGACCUGGCGGCAGUCAGCAGGUCAACAGCUCCUUCCCAGUGGAGCUACGUGGGCUUUGCUUCCCAUGACCAAAAGUGACUGCUGCUUUGAUGAAGCUUUGGGCCUUCGCAUCGAAUGCUCUUUGCAAUUUUGAAAAGAGCAGGUGGAAGAGGGAAGGUGGGAGUCGAUCUUCAAAAACAUUCAAACCCAAGAAGAACAUUCCUGAAGGCUCCCAUCAGUAUGAACUCUUGAAACAUGCGGAAGCAACUCUGGGGAGUGGUAAUCUUCGACAAGCGGUUAUGUUGCCAGAGGGAGAAGACCUUAACGAGUGGAUCGCAGUUAACACGGUGGAUUUCUUUAACCAAAUCAACAUGCUGUAUGGGACCAUCACGGAGUUCUGCACGGAGGCGAGCUGUCCGGUCAUGUCCGCGGGACCAAGGUACGAGUACCACUGGGCGGACGGCACCAACAUAAAGAAGCCGAUCAAGUGCUCAGCUCCCAAGUACAUCGAUUACUUGAUGACGUGGGUGCAGGACCAGCUGGAUGACGAAACGCUCUUCCCUUCCAAGAUCGGUGUCCCUUUUCCCAAGAACUUCAUGUCAGUGGCCAAGACGAUCCUGAAGCGGCUGUUCCGUGUGUACGCCCACAUCUACCACCAGCACUUCGACUCUGUCAUGCGGCUGCAGGAGGAGGCCCACCUCAACACCUCCUUCAAGCACUUUAUCUUCUUCGUGCAGGAAUUCAACUUGAUCGACAGGCGGGAGCUGGCUCCUCUGCAGGAACUGAUCGAGAAGCUGGGCUCCAAGGACAGAUAAGCUUUCCCCAGGAGGACCCUUUCGGCUGCUCCUUUCCGCUUUGUACGCCAGCCACUUCUGCGCUUUGCCUUCAGCAACACAAGCCCUGAGAUGCCAGCGAGCGCUCCAAGUGGCGUUGGUCUCCAAGGCCAAGCGUCGCUUCUGCUGUGUGGCAGCUGCAGCCCGCACUGUUUCAGAAGCUGCUGGCGCGCUGUGACUCCCCCGUGGUGCCCACUUGGUUUUCUAGGCCACGUGCUCGAGUCUGGCAGGAGCCGUGGUCUGGCUGAGGAUGGGACUCGGACUCGGAGCAGGUUUCGUUCAAGUGCCACAUGGCUGCUUUCUCCUCCCGGAGGCAGAGUUUUCCUCUGGGCCCACGGACACAGCCCAGUCUACGUGGGAAUGCUUCCCUGGGGCGGGGCAGAGAGGCGCAGCCGAUUUUCAGAAGUGCUUUUUUCAGAUGAGGUGCACUGAGAGCCUUAAGCUCCCCUCGGGCAGCAGCGUUGUCAGGGGAGGACAAAAAGUGCCUGGGCUGGAGGGGGCAAUGGGCUGGCGUUCCCGGUGCGGGGGCCGAGGGAGGGACCCUGCUGUGUGGCAAGGCAAUAAUAAAGUUUCUCCUUCCUGUUCUUUCA
Molecule: messenger RNA, 2435 nt
Organism: Cuculus canorus (common cuckoo)
Lineage: Eukaryota; Metazoa; Chordata; Aves; Cuculiformes; Cuculidae
Gene: MOB1A
Product: MOB kinase activator 1A
Exons: 6
Coding region: 1123-1827 (234 amino acids)
Biological process (GO): positive regulation of protein phosphorylation; hippo signaling
Cellular component (GO): nucleus; cytoplasm
Molecular function (GO): protein kinase activator activity
Source: RefSeq, a predicted model, not a curated record